Hypomesus transpacificus is the source of this 1755-nucleotide messenger RNA. RefSeq names its product probable polypeptide N-acetylgalactosaminyltransferase 8. Gene Ontology annotation, cellular component: Golgi apparatus. Lineage: Eukaryota; Metazoa; Chordata; Actinopteri; Osmeriformes; Osmeridae. The record is from RefSeq and is a predicted model, not a curated record.
UGUGAGGGAGGACCUCGGAGAAGACGGGGUGAUCAGAAGACUGCAAAGGAUAGAAGAGAACAUCGACAAGCUAUCCAAACUGAUAGAAUCCUCCAAUCAACAAGUCCGUGAUUCAUCUGCGAAGAUGAUUCCUGCUGUGAAGGACGGGCAGGUUGCACCAAAGCUGUUCCCAAACUCUUACCUCUUCACUAAAUGGGGGGACGGACUGUUGGAGGACGAACAGAAAGAGGCGGAGAAGUUGUUCCAGAAAUACGGCUACAACGUCUUCUUGAGUGAUCGGAUACCACUAGAUCGAGAGAUUCCAGAUACGAGAGACAAGAGGUGUUUGCUGAAGAAUUAUCCCAAAGACCUGCCAAGCGUCAGCGUGGUGCUGAUCUACCUGGAUGAGGCCCUGUCAGUCAUCCAGAGAGCCGUGAGCAGCAUCAUCCAGCGCACCCCUGCUCACCUGCUGAAGGAGAUCAUCCUGGUGGACGACCACAGCUCCAACGAGGACUUGGGGGAGAAGCUGAACGACUAUGUGAGGCAGGUCCACGUCCAGCGUCCAGGGCUGGUGAAGACUGUGAGACACUUGAAGCAGAUGGGUCUGACUCAAGCUCGCAUCUCGGGAUGGAAGCUUGCCACAGGAGACGUGGUGGCUGUUCUGGACGCCCACAUUGAGGUCCACCUGGGAUGGGCACAACCACUGCUGGCCAGGAUCCAGGAAGACCGGACCGUGGUGGUGACCCCUGUGUUUGAUAAGGUUCACUUUGACACUCUCCAGGUGGAGCGCUACAUUCCCUCCGCCCAUGCCUUUGACUGGGCCCUGUGGUGCAUGUAUGAGAGCUUCACACCAGAGUGGUAUAACCUACAUGAUGACACCAAACCUGCAAAGAGUCCCUCUGUCAUGGGCAUCUUUGUAGCUGACAGGAAGUUCCUGGGAGAGAUUGGAGGACUGGAUGGAGGGAUGAAAAUUUAUGGAGGAGAGAAUGUGGAACUGGGGAUACGCGUGUGGUUGUGUGGAGGCAGUGUGGAGGUGGUGCCUUGUUCCAAGCUGGCCCACAUCGAGAGGGCCCACAAGCCCUACCUACCAGACCUUACCCCCAUGAUGCAGAGGAACGCUCUGAGGGUGGCAGAGAUAUGGAUGGACGACUACAACAUCGCCUGGAACCUGCCAAUAAAGGAUCAUGGGAUUGACAUAGGAGAUGUGUCGGAGAGGAAGACUUUGAGAGAGCAGCUGCAGUGUAAACCCUUCCAGUGGUACCUGGACCAUGUGUAUCCUCUGCUGGACACAUGGGGCGACCUGCUGGCGUAUGGAGGGUUAAAGAACGAGCUGCUUCCAGACUACUGUUUAGACGAGGGACCUGUUCCAGGAACCCUACCCAUCCUGUACAUGUGCCAUUUCUUCUCCCCACAGCUAUGUUACUACAACAGCAAGGGAGAGAUCUACGUAGGAGGGAUCAAGUCUCACAACUACAACAGCAACCGUUGCCUGGUGGACCCAGGCUCAGGGAACGCCCCCACUCUGCAGGACUGCAAGCUGGCUCAGCACAGAGAGCUGCACCUGCACUGGGAUUUCAAACAGGGUCAGUCUAUAAGGAACCGCCACACCAACCGGUGUUUGGAGAUUGCUCAGGGGACAAACUCUUACUAUGAGUUAGUCAUCCAGAAUUGCAGCGGACAAAGCUGGACAGUGCAGAAUGUCAUAACAGACUUCUAAAACAUGUCCCCCACUGGGGAUUAUAAUUAUUGUGAAGUACAAAAUAUAAGAUAUAUAUA